Messenger RNA from Gryllus bimaculatus (two-spotted cricket), 675 nucleotides. The record is from the annotation of a GenBank genome assembly. Lineage: Eukaryota; Metazoa; Arthropoda; Insecta; Orthoptera; Gryllidae.
CUCUCGUUUCAUUUCCUUAAUGUGCUUUUUUUGUGGAUUACCCUGAGAUGUCGUGCACUCAACCGGUUCUCACAGCGCGUGCGACUGGCUGGGUGGGAGGAAUGGGCGUGGGUGCGACUUGCAGAGGGAAGUGCGGGAGGCACAGAACUCCCGCAGUGGCACAGUGACCGUCUGUUGUGCGACCUCUACGCACUUCCUUCGCAGCCGGCUCGCAGUGCAAUGAGCCGGCCUCUGCCUGAGGGAACCGCCUUCAUGAUCACGGUAACCCUUAUGCCAGAUUCCACAAGCGGCGCCAUGGCUGCCCUGCGCUGGGCGCUGCUGUGCGCGGCGUGGGGCGCGGCGAGGCCUGCGCUCCAAAGCGGCCUGCGCGUCCCCGAGGUGGACCCCUCGCGCUUCCUCAUCGAUUACGCCUACCUGCGCCGCGACUACCCCUGCAGCCCCGAGGAGCGCCGCUGCUUCGACUACGGCCGCCUGCUGCACCCCGCCGACGGCAGGUGCUAUCGCGUGGGCGAGCGCGGGCCGUGCGCCGAGGGGCAGCUGUUCCACGCAGACCGCGCGCAGGCCCAGGGCGGAGGCGGCUUCCGCGGGAGCUGCGCCAGCCACUGCGCCGACGCCCUGCACGUGCGCCUGGCAGCCACCGGCGGCUGCGUCUCGCUCGCCGACCUCCACCUCACG